This is a messenger RNA of Manis pentadactyla (Chinese pangolin), 1366 nucleotides long. RefSeq names its product transmembrane and immunoglobulin domain containing 2 (gene TMIGD2). The record is from RefSeq and is a predicted model, not a curated record. NCBI's taxonomy places the organism in Eukaryota, Metazoa, Chordata, Mammalia, Pholidota, Manidae. Gene Ontology annotation, biological process: B cell receptor signaling pathway; B cell differentiation. Gene Ontology annotation, cellular component: B cell receptor complex; external side of plasma membrane.
AUGGCUGCAGCCCAGGUCGGCCCGGCCCGGCCCGCGGGCCCUGCUCGCUCUCCCAGUCCCAGAGCUGCCUUUGCCGCGCCCGGGAGCCAAUGGCCCGCCGAGCCCUCGCCGCCGCCGCCGCCGCGCCCCCAGUCAGCGCUCCAUCACUGGCCGCAGCGCGCAGGCGCACCCCCCGAGGGAAGUGGGGGCAAUGGGGUGCGCCCCAGGAGAGGGGAACCUGGUGGGCCAGGAAUCGGGUCCCUGGACAUGGUGCUGGUCCUCCUGGUGCAGGUCUGGGCCUUGCAAGAAGCCACAAGCCUGAGUGUGCGGCAGGGGCCCAGGUUUCUCCAUGUGAGGCAGGACAGCCAGGUGACCUUGGCCUGUCAGGUGGUGCUCACCCAAGCCUGGGAGCAGCUUCGUGUCUGGUGGACCAAGGACCAUGACGUCUUGUGCGGCCUCCUCCUCUUCACCAACGGCAAUCUCAGCCUGGAGGACUGUGGGCCCCGGGGAUGGCUUUCCUGGCAACCUCCUGGCAAUUUCACCCUGCAACUGGACCACGUGAGCCUCAGGGACGGUGGGAACUACGUGUGCUGGGCGGCCGUGGAGAUUCCUGAGUUGGAGGAAGCCGAGGGAAAUGGGACACAGCUCCUGGUGGAAAGAGAUGGCUGGCUGACGAACCCGAACCAGAUUAGCUUCCCAGGUGCCCCGCCCGCGCGUCCCUCCUCCAGCUCCGCCCCUGCCCCGCUCCCAUCUGACCGCCUCCUACCCUACCCAGCCCCCAACGCAGGACUUCUCGCGCUGCUGGUGGCGGGGGGCGUUGCCGUGGCCGCUGUCGCGCUGGCCGCCUGGAUCUGGGGCCGCCGCCGCUGCGGGCAGCAGGACACAGGGAACCGUGCAGGGAAUCCCCUCUACAGCAACGUCCUGUACUGGCCCCGGAGGGCCCCAAAGACUGAGGCAUGGCCUGUGGAGGGGAAGGCGCUGGACAUCCCCAGAGAGGGCCAGAAAGGCCAGAGCUUCUACUCCGUCUCUUUCUCCAAGCGCCCCAGCCCCCAGCAGCGUCAGGCCCCCAGACCUUGCCCCGGCCCCAGCCCCAAUCACCCCAUCUCUACCGGCGGAGUGUCUCCUGGCCCAGGCCCCUCCCGACAGCCAAGGCCAAGAGGGCCCCCUGAACUGAGAGGAGGAACGGAGACUCUGGAGACCCGGACAGGGCCCCCCUGUGGCCACACGAAGCCGCGACUGAUUCCAGGGGAACUGGGGGGCCCAGCAGCCCAGCCCAUUUCUUUCAGGGAAGGCCCCUGUCCUCAUUUCUGUGGCGCUGGACCUCUCACUUGCCCCCAGCACACUCAAUAAAGGCUUGUAGAGAAAGCAAAGCUAGGCUUUGUGGCGA